ACUGAGUCGGGUCGCGCGAUGACGAUUCUCAAAUAUUGUUGUUGCCUCUUCGUCGUCGUUCCCGGAACGCGGCCUCUUUCCUCAGUUUAGUCAGCUCAGCUGCCUCGCGUACUUGUAUGUACCUGGCCUUUCGUGUCCGAUAAUUGAUCGUAUACGAAUUCCAAAUCGCGCAAUCAUGUUCCGCACAAAAUGCAAGGAGCACGAUCACUCGUCCUUUUACAAGUUCUUACAAAUGGAGCACAACCAUAAGAAUCUGGAUUGUUUUUUUUACUAUUCAACGUGCAAAAAGGGCGACUUUUGCCCAUAUAGACAUGAACCAUCUGCUCUAGGUUGUGAAACUACGUGCACAUAUUGGCAACAGGGAAAUUGCCUUAAUGAGCACUGUAAUUUCAGACACAUGGAAUUAAAGAAAAAUCGCAAGUCAAUUCCUUGUUAUUGGGAAACACAACCUGGAGGAUGUAGAAAGCCACAUUGUCCAUUUUUGCAUGCGACUGCACGCAAUCUUUCCAAUGACCCUAUCAAUCCUGUGAAGACCACAGAAGUAGCAACAAAAUCACCUAACCAAGAAUGGCUCAACCGUCAAGAUGACCCCAAGUAUGAUGGCAGCAGUACUACCGAGUCGGACCAAGGUAGAGGAAACAGCGAGGCCGGUAGUUUUAUUGGUAGUCCCGCCGUUGAUCCUCUCAUCGUUAAAUUUGAAGAAGCUACUCUCUCUCUACCGCCUAGCUUGCAAACAAAUAUGAAUCUCCCGAACGCGCUCGGUAUCCCGAAAAACUUGACAAUCCCUAACAAUCCUAACAGCCUCAACAUCCCCGGUAGCAUCAGCGUAACAAAUAACUUAAAUGUACCACCGCCGACCAAUUCGCAAUCUUCUCCCUGCCAUCACACACUGUCCUAUCCGCAUCAUCAACAAAAUUUACACUCUCAUUCUCACUCUCCUGGGCAGUCUCUGUCAUCGUUGCAAAAUCAACAGAGCUCCCCGCUCCUCCAGCAAACGCCAUACACGUCGAUUCAUACGCAGCAAACCCCACAACCGCAGACCUCCCGAUUUCCCUUUCCGUUUCUCGAAUCCGAUAAUGAAAGUGCACCGUCACCGGUAAAAUCGCAGCCCAAGGUUCCAUACUGCAAGACCUACGAACAGAUGAGACUAGAGGAGAUCCAGGCGGAGAGCGCGGCUUAUUACUCAUACGAGGCCGGAAACGAUGCUAAACUUUUCCGCAAUCAGGCGGAUAUUGGCAACGCUAGGAGGAUCUCUAAUCGAUGGGUGAAUUCACUCAAGGUAGAACAACCGGUGAAGGAUUUGGACUUUCAAGUGUUGAGCCUGGAGGAGAUUCGACGACGAAAGAAGGAGAAAGAGCUGGUCGCUAAAGUUUUAAUGGAUACGUCGGACGAAAUUCAAACGAAGCCUCCAUCACCGAUCGAAAUAACUAGAACCACAAAAAAGCGUUCGAUCGAGUGCAUUGAAGGAAGCUCGGUUAGUCCUACCAAGAAGCGCAGGAUCAGCUCCGAGUUCGCCAAGAGUAGCGAACCCAUCAUCAAGACGCCACCGAUAAAGCUGCGAAGGACUCUAAAAAGCGUUAGUAUGGCAAAUGAGACCGAGACUGAAUCAUGCAAAGAUACAGCCGGGAUGGUGAAAGGUCAAGAUGAUGAGAUAUCAUGUCGCGAGAGGCUGGAGAGCCACAGCAACGAGUCUGUUAACGCGAACAGGAGAAGCGAGGUGGAGGUCAGACUAUGCGACAGCAGUACAAAUGAGGAGAAAACUCAAACGCAACCGGAACAAGCGAUGGAUGACAGGAAAUCGGUCGCCACGUACACGAUGGAGGAUAUCAUAAGCAGUGCGCUAUUGACCGGUCAAUCGUAUACGAACACCGAGGAUGAGUAUCUAAGAUUAGACUAUCCGACGUCCGAUGAUAUUAUGAAAGAUAUCGAAGACUUGCUCAAGUAGGAAAAUUGCGGUUUAAGCGACCUUAGACGAACUUAUGCAUAAGUAGAGAUACUCCACUCACUGAGGAUUAUAUUCUACUCUUCUUCUUCAAGGUUCAAAAAUAUUUAAAAAAAUUUGAUAUAAAAAUAUUAUCUAUUCUCUUUUUAUAGUAUUUAAAUAGACAUAAAUUAAAAAGCACUUAAAAAAGAAAGGAUUAUAUUACGAUCUCUUAUAUCGUUAUAAUUAGUUAAUUGAUUAUUCAUAUUAGAGUUUCAUUUUAAUUUCUGAAACUUGUUAUGUGUUAUUAUAUUUCGAAAUAUAGCAAAUUACAAAUAUUAGUUUCAAUAUGUACAUAAAUUAGCAUUUCUCUUAUAUCUGAUCUCAAUAAUAAUUCAUAAUUUUUUAAUUAUGAAAUUCUCGAGAAAAAUUGAAAUAAUAAAUAUAAUAUUCUACACGAUAUAUUUUGGACGUGUAGAGUAUAAACAUCACUUAGAGAGAAUGAAUGAAAGUUAAAUUAAAAUCUAGUAAUCAGAUUAAUGCAGAAUGAUAUUUCAUUGCACAAGUCGAGAUUAAUAGAUAGUAGAUCUUAUUUGAAAUGCACACAAAAUAUUAAAAAAAAAUGUAAAUUCUAUACUUCAAAGUUUUAAUACUUACUUCAAUCGAUAUUAUAUAUGUCUUUGACGUUGAGAUUCCUGAUCCCUUAUUGACGUCAUAUCAUAUUGAAGUAUGUCAAAUCGUGUGAAAUUAUUUUCUUGCAUAAUAUGAAAAUUGUGCAAGAAAAUAAUUGAAAAUUGUGCAAAAUAAAUCAAUUUAAAAAAAAUUUAUUUUGUUAUAAUAUAGAUUAGUAAAUUAAAUCGAAGAUUAUUUUUUUGAUUCGCGUUAAAUUAAAAUAAAUAGCUGAUAUUUAAUCAACUAUCGCAGGAAUUUUUAUUGAAAAUAAGAUUGCAAUAUAAAUUAUAUAUGCAUUUAGGGCCGGUUGUUCCAACUCUUGGCAAGUUUUAGCCGACAAGUAGUAUAUCUUUGUCUCCUUUUUUAGAACUGAUCUGAAAAGAGACGAAAAUAUGCUAUCUGUGAGGUAAAAAUUACCGAAAAGUUGGAAAAAUCGGCUCUUAGUAUUAAAAAAAAUUUUCAGUAUAUUUUACCGAGUCUAUAAAAUGCGAGUGAUAACAUACGAUAAAUGUAUUUCAACAUUUCGUAAAAAAAAAUUUCUUCAUAAUUCAAUAUGAUUAUAGGAAACGGGAGCCUUAAAGAUUUAGGCCAUAUCGAAUGUAUUUAUUAUAUAUUAUUAUUUUUAAAGCCUGUAAACAUUUCUUUUUGUACCAAAUUACGUGAUAACUAUAAUAAUGUUAUAGUUAUAUAGAAUUAUAUGAUAAUAUUAUGUGCGUGCACGUACACACACUGUUGCAAUUUUGCAAUAAAUGUCUGCUGGAGUUUAUAUAACUCUGGUAUUACUUCUUCUAUUCAAUAAUUCACUAAUAUAUCACAAAGGCAUAAUUUUAUUUUAGAUAAGCUCAGAGAAAGAAUUAAACAUGUACAUUUUUAUUAUUUGUACAUUUUUAUAAUCUUUAUUGAUAUUUAAUAAUUAAUUGAGUAUAAUCAAAGCACAACUUUGUCACAUUAGUACUAAUUUAAACUUAUCCACAAAGUGUUUUUUUUUACUCGUAGAAGUAAUCCAGGAUUAAACGCGCCAGCAGAUCUAUAUCGCAAUAGAUAAUUUCUAGUGAGGAUUUAGGAAAUACAACGUGUCUUCGAAUUGUAAAUUAAUUAUUAAGUCGAAAUAAAUAUACAAUUGUUACAUUUGCAAGGUAAAACGAUGAUCUCUUUCUGCUUGCACACAUUCCGCUUUCCUUUAUUUCUUAUAAUUGGUUCAAUUGUUUCGAUUUGGACGAUAAUAUAGGAGGGAUCGUUGAUAUCUUUGCGAUUAUCGAUUAUGCUAAGAGGAUUAACGAAACGGCAUCGAGAUACAUAUGAAUUAUCGGAUCGAGAUGAACACGUUCGGGAAGGAGUUGCGCUUGAUUUCUAAUAGGAAAUCGCACGAUCGUUAUUUAUCUUGAUUUACAGUCGAUAUCCAAUAUUAGAUACAUGAUUUACUCUCUGCAAUUAAAUAUUUGAUACAGCAAGAACGAAUGUAUAGGAUCUCGCAAACGAAUUCUCCGAUUAGAAAACAAGCAUUGAGAGAAUUCUCGAUUAAAUGUACAUACUAUUUAUUUAGAAUGCAUAAUCGUACGCUUAACAUAUCUGGCCUAAGGGAAAUCACAAUCGGCAUUUUCGGUUCUUCUUUUUUUCUCUUUUUCUUUUUCUCUCACUCUCUCUCUCUCUCUCUCUCUCUCUCUCUCUCCUUCUCUCUCGAACCUUGCACCGAAUAUAAAUUACGAAUUGAUUUUAUCAAGUGUAUUUAGAGAAUUAUAGAGUCAACUAUGUAUAUAUUUAUAUAUAAAUGACUGGGUCGAGAUAUUCUUACGAUGUACACACAACAAACUCACGUUUAUUAUCUCCUGAUUCUCUCCGCUCUGUUUUACACGAGUAUAAAUAAUAACGUAAUACCGACUUAGAAACUAUUUUUAUUUCCCUUUCUCUCGCCUACAAGAAUUACAUCUACGAAACGUUGCGAAUAAAAACUGCGAGAAUUCUCGAGAGCGAUUUUUCUCUCUUUUUCCCCUCUCCGAUUUUCACGCUAAUUAUUUUUACACGAGUUGCACAUUGCCGAUGAUUCAUAUUUUUUUUCACCGCGUCUCACCUUGCCCGAUUCUAUUUCAAAGAUAUUGGAAGUAUAAUUGUAUACGAAUAAAAUGAAGCUGUGUAAUUAUAAAAUUGUGCAUA
Molecule: messenger RNA, 4744 nt
Organism: Nylanderia fulva
Lineage: Eukaryota; Metazoa; Arthropoda; Insecta; Hymenoptera; Formicidae
Source: RefSeq, a predicted model, not a curated record